Vigna umbellata (rice bean) is the source of this 1038-nucleotide messenger RNA. The record is from RefSeq and is a predicted model, not a curated record. Lineage: Eukaryota; Viridiplantae; Streptophyta; Magnoliopsida; Fabales; Fabaceae.
AUGCAGUUGCAGCAGGAAACCAGAGCUCAGAAUAUGCAAUUUCAACAAGAAACUAGAGCUUCUAUUCAGAAUCUUACUAAUCAGAUAGGUCAGAUGGCAACACAGCUCAAUAAGGCACAAUCACAAAAUUCUGAUAAGUUACCAUCCCAGACUGUGCAAAAUUCGAGGAAUGCUGGUCCAAGCAGAACAUUUGAAGCAGGUGGACCUUCUUCCUCUUCCGGUGGUUGUACUUCUUCUCCAGGUGGACCUUCUUCUUCCACCACUACCACCAGUGCAUCUCCUACGUUACCUCAGCGACCUAUCCCUCUUCCCGUUCCUCCAAAGGCAAUACCUAGCAAAAAGAUGGAAGAGGUGGACAAGGAAAUAUUGGAAACCUUCAGGAAGGUAGAGGUAAACAUACUUCUACUUGAUGCAAUCAAACAGAUUCCGAAGUAUGCAAAAUUCUUGAAGGAGCUGUGCACACAUAAGAGGAAAAUGAAAGGUGAUGAAAGGAUCAACAUGGGUAGGAAUGUAUUCGCACUUAUUGGUACGUCAGUCCCGCACAUACCUGAAAAGUGCAAGGACCCAGGUACGUUUUGCAUUCCUUGUAUGAUUGGAAAUAGUAAAUUUGAAAAUGCCAUGCUUGAUUUGGGUGCUUCAAUUAAUGUCAUGCCUAAAUCAAUAUAUAAAUCAUUAUCUAUAGGACCUUUACAACCUACAGGUAUGGUCAUUCAGAUGGCCAACAAGAGUGUUACCCACCCAACAGGUUACAUAGAAGAUGUCUUGGUUAAGGUUGGUGAAAUGAUUUUUCCUGCAGACUUUUAUGUUUUGGAAAUGGAGGAGGGAUUCUCUCAUGGAUCCGCUCCCAUCAUCUUAGGCAGGCCUUUUUUGAAAACUGCCCAAACCAAGAUUGAUGUGUAUGCUGGAACUUUAUCCAUGGAAUUUGCUGAUAUUAUGGUUCACUUUAAUAUUCUUGAUGCAAUGAAGUUCCCACCUGAGGACCAUUCUGUUUUUAAGAUUGACAUGUUGGAUGACAUUAUUGAUAAAUAUGAGUGUUGA